Penicillium cinerascens is the source of this 1002-nucleotide messenger RNA. RefSeq lists its product as uncharacterized. The transcript is spliced from 4 exons. Bases 1 to 1002 code for a protein of 333 amino acids. NCBI's taxonomy places the organism in Eukaryota, Fungi, Ascomycota, Eurotiomycetes, Eurotiales, Aspergillaceae. Gene Ontology annotation, biological process: vacuolar transport. The record is from RefSeq and is a predicted model, not a curated record.
AUGAAGCUGACAGGCUCUGCUCAUUAUUCGCUGUUCCUCUUAUCAUCCAUCCUGGGCCUGGCCAGCGCCGACAAUUCUCACCUGAAAGAUGAUGCCCCUUGUGUGGCUCGCUCGCCAACCAGCGGCAUGUACUUCGACCUGAGGGCGAUCUCGCUAGCGCCACCUGAAUUGAAGAACGGCAAGCAAGUGAAUAAGGAUGACCGUGGCGAGAGCUGGCACGCGAAGGGCCAUGACUACAUGGCCAACUUCACGCUCAACAUCUGCGCGCCGGUCAUUGAGAAGGUGGAAGAUGUAGUGGGAGUGGAAUCAUCGCUCUGGAAGAACGUCAGCGCAUUCUACGAGCGCGAUGGGAAGAUAUAUUCAAUUGGACAGCAAGCUUCGGAUCCUUUCUUCCGGGGCCGUAAGCUCGUCCUCAAUUAUACGAAUGGGUCCCCAUGCCCCGACGACUUUAACACCGCCAGCUCGAACAGCUCCGUUCGAAGGAAAUCCACCAUCAUGUCCUUCCUCUGCGAUCGCGAUGCUCUACCGAACCAGGCCACCCCCUCCUUCGUCGGUACCAUGGACUCUUGCACCUACUACUUCGAGGUGCGCAGCUCUGCUGCCUGUGGCGGAAUUGCGGUCGAUCCGAACGCCGGUGGGAUGGGACCAGGUGGGGUCUUUGGUGUGAUAAUGCUCAUCGCCGUGGCCGCUUAUCUGAUUGGUGGUUGUGCUUAUCAACGAACGGUCAUGCACCAGCGCGGUUGGCGCCAGUGCCCGAACUUCAGCCUCUGGGCUGGGAUGUUCGAUUUCAUUAAAGACAUGUUCGUCAUUAUGUUCUCGUCUGUCGGGAAAUGUUUCCGAUCCAACCGACCGUCGAACAGCGGAUAUACUCGCGCGGGUAGUGAUAGCCGCGGUGGGUUCAUCGGUGCUAUCGGUGGCCGAGGCGGAGGGCAUGGUGGACGAAGGGAUGUGGAUGCGGAAAAUCGGUUGAUUGAUCAACUCGAUGAGGAAUGGGAUGAUUAG